GAUGAGCACGUGCGCAACGAGCUGGCCCGCAUGAAGCAGGAGCCGGUGCGCACCGAGGACGGCCGCGCGAUGGCCAUUCGCAUCCAGGCUUACGACUACCUGGAGUGUUCUGCCAAGACCAAGGAAGGUGUCCGGGAGGUCUUCGAGACAGCAACCCGGGCGGCCUUGCAGAAGCGCUACGGCACCCAGAACGGCUGCAUCAACUGCUGCAAAGUCCUAUAGGGUGCGGCCGG
Nestor notabilis (Kea) is the source of this 233-nucleotide messenger RNA. Its product is annotated as rho-related GTP-binding protein RhoB. Gene Ontology annotation, biological process: small GTPase-mediated signal transduction. Lineage: Eukaryota; Metazoa; Chordata; Aves; Psittaciformes; Psittacidae. The annotation marks the transcript as partial. The transcript has a single exon. The record is from RefSeq and is a predicted model, not a curated record. Gene Ontology annotation, molecular function: GTP binding; GTPase activity.